This is a messenger RNA of Aspergillus ibericus CBS 121593, 198 nucleotides long. RefSeq lists its product as uncharacterized. The record is from RefSeq and is a predicted model, not a curated record. The transcript has 2 exons. NCBI's taxonomy places the organism in Eukaryota, Fungi, Ascomycota, Eurotiomycetes, Eurotiales, Aspergillaceae. Bases 1 to 198 code for a protein of 65 amino acids.
AUGCCUCACAAAGGAAACGACUCCAACUCUACCCUGUCCAGCAGUGGCAGUAGCGGUGACCGUGUUGUCAUCACCGACAUGCGAGGCCCCAAUGCUGUCCCACGCCGUACACAACCCCCCGUCAUUGUUCACAACCGGGGAGGUCAGAUCUACGAUGAAACGCGCCCCUCUGAUUGGGACAAACAACGCUGGAAGUAA